This is a messenger RNA of Linum tenue, 300 nucleotides long. The record is from the annotation of a GenBank genome assembly. Lineage: Eukaryota; Viridiplantae; Streptophyta; Magnoliopsida; Malpighiales; Linaceae.
AUGUCAAUGGCAAGGAGAUCGACAUCGAGUAGCUGCAGCCUCUUCUUCAUCGUGGUGGUUCUGCUGGUGACGGCGCUUUCGACACAUCAUGUUAACGCCGGCAGAGCACUCCGGUCGGGUGCUUUGCCCAUCGCUGGAUGCGACCAAGUCGACGGAGGGGAAUCCGGUGCCGGUAUAGCUUCAUUCGUAGCCUCUUCAAAUAAUUCUAGCGGCGGCAAUGGCGACGACUAUUCAGUUUCGUUGCGGGGAUUGAUGUUUAGGUUGGCUUCUGGGCCUAGCAAAAGAGGCCCCGGCCAUUGA